This is a messenger RNA of Periophthalmus magnuspinnatus, 1122 nucleotides long. It is a transcript of the gene aimp1a, whose product is annotated as aminoacyl tRNA synthetase complex interacting multifunctional protein 1a. NCBI's taxonomy places the organism in Eukaryota, Metazoa, Chordata, Actinopteri, Gobiiformes, Gobiidae. The transcript is spliced from 7 exons. The record is from RefSeq and is a predicted model, not a curated record. Bases 70 to 1023 code for a protein of 317 amino acids. Gene Ontology annotation, molecular function: tRNA binding.
CCUGUUUUUACUGGAUCCAGCAGCUGUCAAGUCCUUAAGUGGAGUUAAAAACGUGCGAGCUUGGUGUCCAUGUUUUUGGCUCGUACUCUGGUCAGGAUGUCGGGACACAAUCCAUUGUUGAGGCUGGAGCAGAGGGCGGCGGAGGCGGACCAGAUCAUCGAGUAUCUCAAACAGCAGGUUCAGCUACUGAAGGAGAAAGCCAUGGUCCAGGCCAGUGCCAGAGAGGAGAAGAAACUGAUGGUGGAAAACGCCAAACUGAAGAAUGAGAUUGAAGAACUCAAAAAACAGCUGCUAGAAAAGGAGAAGAAGAGGGGAGUGCUGGAUGUGCCAAUGCCAUCAGGUGAAAACGGCGUAGAGUGCAGUCCAAAGUCCAUAUCCCCGUCAACCUCUGAGCAAGCACAACCUACCUCUACUGCUGCUGCUACUCCGGUCCAGAGCCCCCCUUCCAAAGAAGAGGCCAAGAAGAAGAAACCAGAGAAAAAAGAAAAGGCUGAGAAGAAGCAGCCUGCCCCCAGCCAAGACGAGGCCAAAGUGGACGUGUCCCGUCUAGACCUUCGUAUUGGACUUAUCAUCUCCGCAGAGAAGCACCCAGAUGCAGACAGUCUGUAUGUGGAGCAGGUGGACGUGGGCGAGGCUUGCCCAAGGACUGUGGUCAGCGGCCUGGUCAAGCACAUACCCCUCGACAAGAUGCAGAACCGCAUGGCCGUGCUCCUGUGUAACCUGAAGCCGGCCAAGAUGAGAGGAGUGGUGUCACAGGCCAUGGUGAUGUGUGCCAGCUCCCCAGACAAAGUGGAAAUCCUGGACCCUCCGAGUGGAGCCGUACCCGGAGACAGAGUGACUUUCCAGGGCUUCCCAGGUGAGCCGGACAAAGAGCUGAACCCCAAGAAGAAGGUUUGGGAGCAGGUCCAGCCCGACUUGCUCACAGAUGCACAGUGUGUCGCAACCUACAAAGGAGCGGCCUUUGAAGUGGCCGGUAAAGGAGUGUGCAAGGCCCAGACCAUGAGCAACAGCGGGAUCAAAUGAAAUGCCACGGCUGUCUGGAAUAGCUCUCCGUUUACUGGGCUUUCUAACCCCUGGAACUUAGGAUAGUGUCGGUGAGGUUGAGCUGCAAUGUUUUGAAGA